AUGGGUAAUGGGAAUAGUAAAGUGGUAAAAAUAUUUUUACUUAUACAAAAUGAAAGGGAUUUUAAAACAAAAGAAGAAAAAGAGAUUUAUUUACAGAUGUUAUUAACAUUAGAUAAUGAUGAUAUUUUUAAGAAUGAUGGUAAUUUUUAUGUAAUAAAAAAUAUUAUAGACGAUGAAGCAAAUAUUUCCGUUUUGUUUAAAUUUGUAAUGAAUACUUUGAGGAAGCUUAUUCAUAAUGAAACAGGAGAGAUAUUUGUACAGGAAUGUAAAAUAUGCGUAAAAAUAUUUCGAAACAUAUUUCCUAUAAUUCAGUACAAUUAUAAAAAGUUGAAUUUUUUUAGUUUGCUAUGGAAAGAAGAUAAUAUUCCAUGUUUUAUUUUACAGAAUUAUAAAUGUAAAAAUAUAUUAAUACUACAUAUUUUUAAUUUCUUGUUAAUUUUAUUGUUUACAGAAAAUAUAUGUAUAAAUAAAAAAGAGAAUGUCAACGAAAAAAUAAAUGAAAAGUACCUUGAUAAUAAUAAUAAUAAUAUUACAUAUAUAAGACCACUGGUAAAAAAUUAUGUAGAUAUUUACAAAUUGUGGUCGAGUAAAAUGAUAUAUAGUUGUUUAUAUAACAAAUGUUGUGUUAAUAAUAAUGAGAUUGUGAAUAUGUGCUUUAAAAAUAUUAUGAAAAAUGAAAAAUAUAGACAUAGCCUUUUCCAAAAAGAAUAUAACGAUGAUAUUACAAAUAAGGACAAGCUUAUAAAAACAUUUUAUUCAUCUGAUUAUUAUCAUAAAAAUAAAAUAUAUCAUAAUUCAAAUGUAGAUAAGUAUGAAUUUAUUAAUGAUGUAAAAAGAGUUUCCUACAAUUGUAAUGAUAAAAAUCAUUUUAAUAAUAUUAAUAAUGAUCACCUUAAUAAUGUAAAUAAAGAUACUGCUGCAUCAUCAUCAUCUCAAAUUACCAUUAAUAAUCCUCAUAUAAAUAACAAUAAUAAUAAUAAUAAUAAUAAUAAUAAUGAUGUAAUAAAUCUUGAAUAUAUUAAAAAUAGAACGGACAUAUUAAAAUGCCUAUUAAUAUUAUUAAGUUCAUAUAUGUAUUAUAAUAAUGAGAACUUUUUGAAAGAAAAAAAUUUUCCUUUAUUUCUGUUUACUAGCGGAGAGGUAUAUUUUAGCGCCAAUUUUUUCUUAUCAUUAUUGACCAUAAUAUAUGAAAAUGAAUUUAAUUAUUUCAAUUUUUAUUUUUAUAAUGAUACAUAUUUAGAAUUUUAUAAUUUAUGUAUUCAUAUAUUAAAUAUAUUGAUUGAUUUUGUGCCGCUGGUUUUAAAAAAAAAUAAAAAAAAAAGGAUUCACUAUAUGAAUGGUGCCCUCAAAUAUUUUCGUAAGUGCAAGGAGACAAUAAAUAAUGAUGACAAGAUAAAUGAUAAUGAAAAAAAAAAUAAUGACAAGAUGAAUGAUAAUGAAAAAAAAAAUGAUGACAAGAUAAAUGAUAAUGAAAAAAAAAAUGAUGACAAGAUAAAUGAUAAUGAUAAUUAUAAUUAUAAUAAUAUCAAUAAUUCGUGUUUUAAAUCUUCUAAACAAAAUUACCAUAUUAAUAUAAAAAAUAAAGAAGAAAAAAAUGUUAAGAUAGAAAGAGAUAUUAAUAUGGAUGAUACAAAUUAUUCAAGUUCAUGUUCAUCGGAUGACUCCAUUAUUUAUAAUGAUUUUUCUAAUGAUUCAUGUUCUUCUAGUAGUAGUAAAAACAGCGACCAAAGUUCUUAUAAUAAUUAUAUAGAAAAUAAAAGAUCAAUAAAUGCAAAAUACAAAUAUGAGAAUGAUAUAUAUUAUUCGAAUGUUAACAAUGUUUUAAAAAAUAAAAGAUUAUUUUUUAAUUUAAAAAAAGGUAGUAGUAAUUAUUAUAUUUAUUUAAAAAAGAAAAGGGAUGUAGAAACGUAUUGUAGAAAUAAUGUAUUUUUACAAAUGUUACGUGGAUUAGAUAGGAAUACUAUUAAAUAUAUAUAUAGAGGUUCUUUAAAUAUGCUGAUAAGUUAUCAAUUAUAUUAUGAAAAUUAUAAUGAAAGUUUGUUAUUCUUAGAUAACUAUUUGUGUUUAUUGUGGAAUAUAAUGAAUAAUAAUAAACAGUUUAUAAAGUAUAUGGAAAAAUGUAGCACCGUCGGGGGCAUCAACGAAAAUAAAAAUAAAAUAAAAAAAUAUGAUAAUUAUAAUGAUAAUAAUAAUAAUAAUAAUAUGGAAUAUAAUAACAUUUAUAACAAUACUCAUAAUAAUUAUAGAAAUGACUUCUCCACAAGCAGUAGCAACCUUUUCGUUUUCUACAUUCUCUAUAUCCUACUAUCAUUUAAUAGUGAAAGAAAAAAAGAAAAGCAAGAAUUAGUAACGAUCAAAAAACAACAAAUUAAUAAGGAACAUAGCCAUAUAAAUAACAAAAUUACAAAAGACAGCGUAUUUUAUAAUAACGAAGAGUUUUGUAAAACUAUUUCGCAUGAAGAUUAUAAUAUUCGUAAAGUUGAUGGUAUUAUUUAUAUAUGUUUAUUUAUUAUAUUAAAAUUGUCUUCUAAUAAAAAUAUUUGUAAGAAUUUAAAUGAAAAAUAUGAUAAAAAAAAAAAAAUCAAAUAUAAUAAUAUUUUAAAAAAUUCUUAUGAAUUUGAUAAUUAUAUAGAUUUUGUAGUAUGUGCUUUAAAUACGUUAAUAAAUGACAACAUUUUUUUUUUAAAAUUUGAAAGAAUAAUUGAUAUGUCUAUUACUAUCCUUACUAAUAUAAGUGUAUAUAUAAAAUCAAUGAAUACAUAUUCAUGUGAAUGUAUUAUAAAUAUAUUAAAUAAAGUUUUAAAAAAAGAAUGGUUACUAUCUUCACAGAAUCAUUAUUAUUCUUUAUUCCUUUUAUUAGACUUUAUAAAUAAUAUAUUAUCACAUAAUUUAAUUGAUAAUUAUAAUUUGGUAUAUAUGAUUAUAAAAAAUAAGCAUGUGUUCUUUAAAAUACAUAAUUUGAAUCACAUAUUGAAGAGUAAUUAUUUUGUAGGUUCAUCAACUAAAGAUUAUUGGAUACCCACAGAAAGUUGGCUAGUCAGUUGGAUGAAUAAAUUGCCGCUACAUUUUAUUAACAAAAUAAUUUAUGACUUAGCCAAUAUGAUUGAAGUUGAAUGCGACGAAAAAGAAAUUUUAGAUUACAAUGAAGUGGUAGAUUUGAUAAAAAGCCACUGUAGUAAGAUAGAGAAUAAGCAAAUACCUUAUAUAAUAAGGAAAUAUGAAAAAAAUAUAUUAUUAUCAAAAUGGUUAACAAAUUAUAUUUAUUUUUUAAUAUUCCUUCAUAUGUACAAGAAAAAUCUUUUUAUAAAUAAUGGUCUUACUUUUAUAUUUUAA
Messenger RNA from Plasmodium reichenowi, 3333 nucleotides. RefSeq names its product putative membrane protein. The transcript is spliced from 4 exons. NCBI's taxonomy places the organism in Eukaryota, Apicomplexa, Aconoidasida, Haemosporida, Plasmodiidae. The record is from RefSeq and is a predicted model, not a curated record. Gene Ontology annotation, cellular component: membrane; Golgi medial cisterna; Golgi trans cisterna. Bases 1 to 3333 code for a protein of 1110 amino acids.